Triplophysa dalaica is the source of this 754-nucleotide messenger RNA. RefSeq names its product lymphocyte antigen-6, epidermis (gene lye). The transcript is spliced from 3 exons. NCBI's taxonomy places the organism in Eukaryota, Metazoa, Chordata, Actinopteri, Cypriniformes, Nemacheilidae. The record is from RefSeq and is a predicted model, not a curated record. The coding region runs from base 94 to 468 and encodes 124 amino acids.
CCAUAUGUUCAGCAUAUAUGAGAGCGCUCAUCCACACAAAUCACAUUUACAGCUGCAUCUCACUUCACAGCAAGUCUUCACAUCACCAUCAUCAUGAACAGAGUUGUGUUUGGAGUCAUCGCCGUCGUCGCGCUCUUCACUUUAUCUGAAGCUCUGAAGUGUAACACAUGUCAAGUCGGCAUUCUGGGAAAAUGCUUUUUUAAAUCUCAAGCCACGUGUGUUGCUGCUGAAACCAGCUGCUUCACUGCUAAAGCAGAGUUCAACGUGACAGGAUUUUUAAGUUUGUCUACGAGCGGUUGCACGUCAGACUGCAAUAUUACAAGAGGAAGUGUUCUGGGUGCCGGAUACACCGUCACUAAAACCUGCUGUACUACAGAACUGUGCAACGGAGCCAGUGCUGCACACAUGUCUGUAGCUGGAGCCGUGAGCGCCGCCCUGCUGGCCACAUUCUGGAGCACUUACAUGUGAUGCUCCUCUCACAACACAUCGAGAUGAAAUCUUAGAACCUUCUGACACUAUACUGUAUUUUUUACAUUUCUUUUAACACUGUGCCACUUAUAACUAUUAUUACACAAUGAUAUUUUUUCCGUGAUCGAUUGUCUCUAUAUAUGAAAUCAAUAUGAAUUCACUCUGUCUGUUGUUGCAUUUUAUUAUUUUCCUUGCAUGAUUGGUAUAAAUAAUAAUACGGAAGACAAUGUCUCUACCUGAUGUAAAACAUGACAUUUGGGUGAAAUAAAUAACUUCAACUACCAAA